This is a messenger RNA of Schistocerca gregaria, 2820 nucleotides long. RefSeq lists its product as uncharacterized. Gene Ontology annotation, cellular component: EARP complex. The transcript has 3 exons. Lineage: Eukaryota; Metazoa; Arthropoda; Insecta; Orthoptera; Acrididae. The record is from RefSeq and is a predicted model, not a curated record. The coding region runs from base 100 to 2820 and encodes 906 amino acids. Gene Ontology annotation, biological process: endocytic recycling; retrograde transport, endosome to Golgi. Gene Ontology annotation, molecular function: SNARE binding.
AAUUUCUUUUGUUGUUUCACGGAAUUCAUAACGUGAUUUUCCUGUUGUAUAGCGCGUACUCAAAUAAUUUGAAUCUCAUGUCCCCCAUUUCUCCUGAUAAUGGAACACAAAGAAGAGGCUCCAAAAUCGUUUGAGGUCUGUCUUCGUUCUCUCAAUUCAGACAUAUUUACAGAUCAAUACGACGCCAUCAAGGUAGCAUGCCAAAAUGUUCCCCAAGGCUACACAGAACAGCAUCUUACCGAAGAAUUGAAAAAGUACCAGUAUUAUCUAAACGAACUCGAACGCUAUCUUUCUCUGAAAGUCGGCAGCGAAUAUUGGUGUUUCGAGAAUGCAAUGAAUAAUACAAAAUUACUCAGCGUACGCGUCAACGAAUGUUUUGAACUGUGCAAUGAAGUGAAGAAGAACAUUGGCGAAUCUCGCACUUCGCUUGCCUUGAAUGGCCUAAAGAUCAUCUCUUUGUUCCUAUCUCGCCAGAGAAAUUUCGACCUGCUUCACCUUAUGGUAAGGCUGGUUAGGUUCUUGAAGCUUACGAAAAUGAUGAGGGACAAGAUGCAGAAAAGUGAGUUCAAUGUGGCACUUGUGAUAUACAAAAAAAUAAGAUACAACUCAAAAAAAUUGGAAGGAAUCAAGUGCAUCAAAAGGGCUGUGUCCAGGCUCGAGGGCGAGAAGAAUGAACUUUACAUUCAGGUAAAUACAGCUCUGAAAAGUCUCGUUUUGAAUAACUUCGAUGCUGAGUUGUAUAAGAGUAUCCUGAUGGCGCUCAUUGUGAUGUGCAGGGCCGAGACGUAUCAGGUGAUUGAGGCACAUAAGAUUGCAUUUAGCCAGUCGAUUGACCAUGCCAUUACUCGAGCACUCAUAGACAGAGUUCUUCUUGACUCGGAAAGUGUCUUCAACGCAAAGGAUUUGGAAAAGCUUAGGCUUUCCACGCUGUGCAAAAAAAUAGAUGCGUCUCAUCUCCCGAUGUGCAUCAAACCGAUACUCGAGAACUUUGAAAAGUACCUGCGAAUAUACCAUGAAAUUAUCGAACGGCUAGAUUGGAGCCCGCUGCAGGAUGAAAUGAUGGUGCACAUUUGCCGUGAGUUGAAAAGAGCGCUUAUUAGGCACAGAUGUAUUAUGUGGGAGAAAGAAAUAGUGGAAAACUUGAUGGUUAUGUUGCUUUCGAUAGAUAUGAGUAAGAUUGAAAUUGAUUUGUUUUUGGACGUGAUGAAGCUAUUGUCGAGGUUUGCAAUGAGCGUCGAAGAGCUGAAUGAUCAAUUUUUGCUGAGUUUAAACAGUAAAUUUAGAGGUUACGUUGCGUCUCAUUUGGAGAAGCUUCACCAAUUCAGCAUAGAGCAGCUUCGUGGCGCGUUAGAAAGAAGAGAAUGGGCGGACCUAGGUGAAUCAGAAAGAUGCAGAGCUGAAUACAAUUCGAUAGUUGAGAGCAUCACCCGGGAAUGGGCGACUCAGCAACGGCUUCAACAGGGUAAAAUAAAGCUGAAUUUUUUUGUUAGAAGAGAAGCGUCUGCACCUUUUUCAGUAACAAAAGCCGACCAAUGUCGAGUGGGAGAUAAUAGCCUGAGACAGCUUUUCAAGUACGAGUGGGAAGAGGUGCCGGAGAUAUUGACAGGUACAACGGACGAGGUAGAACAGUCGACCAUUUUGAAUAACAAGAACAUUGUUGAAUUAUUUGCAAAGUGUAAGAGAGAGAGCGCAUCAAAUGGUCCUAUUGUACUUCGUGCGGUUCAUAUGCUCAUUAAGUAUCUAGCGAUAUACCUCCACUUGAUGCAAUUGAUACCUCACGUUAGGAUGAAAAUUUUAAAAGCGCUCGUUCAACUAGUUCAAUACUUCAUUUUUGGCAUGCGCUCGGUUUUUUUUGAGUCUUUUUCGUCUCUCCAAUCGGUGAGCCAAGGCCUUAGAUUGGGGCCGCUGAAAGAAGGCCUCCAAGAGGACGACUUGAUCCAAGAUUUUCUGGAUUUUCCUACGAGUUUUGCUUUUGGAGACGAGAACGAGGAUGGCUUUACCGACGCUCAAAAGGGAUCUCGUUCGUUUCGGUUCAGCAUGGAUCGCCCGCUUGCCAGCGCCUCGGCGGAGGCAGAGGCGAGUUCAACCGAAUUGAGCGAUCAGGGUUUUGAGAUAAGGGCAUCGUAUCUAGUGGUUGCCGCCGAAUCUUUAGCCUUUCUCGGGCGAAUCCUUUACGAGAUCGAGCCGGUUUUGGAAGACGUUGUGGGCGAAAUUGAUGAGGAGAGGGGUCGCGGACAGAUGAGAGUUUUGGCUGAGCGCACAGCAUUGUUGAGAAAAUCUGUUAUGAGACAUUUUAUAGCUACGUUCAUAUCGGAGGACUACGUUGAUUGGGUGGUGGAACACGAUUGGAAGGAGGACGUCGAUGGGAACGGGGGGUUGAGCCGAGUUCGUCAAAUGAAUGGUGCGAUUCAGGAGUGUGCUCAAUGCCUGAGAAGGCUCGGCGCGUCUCUGGCGAUUCCGGAGCAUAUGCUAUCAGAGUAUCUAGAAGAGUCGGUGCGAUACGUUAUGGAGAUGUGCGUAGAAGGGUUCUCGAGAGUCGGGACGUGCGACCAGAACGAAUACGAGGCGAUAUAUGAGCACUUUCAAGCGAUCAAAUCGAGUUUGGGUCGUUUUUUUGGUUCAGAAAAUUGGGCGUGGGUAGAGGAGUACAUGAAUGCGUACCAGGCAUCUGAGGAGGGUGUGCUUGCGUUUAUUAAGAGUUUCCAUACGAGAUAUACCAGGGGGCAAAUAGGUAGGUUGAUAGCUCUCGGGCAUUGGCCGGAGGAAGUAAAAAGAAGGGCAUUGGCUUUUGCAGAGACGCCCGGUUCCAAAAAUUGCUGA